Penicillium angulare is the source of this 924-nucleotide messenger RNA. RefSeq lists its product as uncharacterized. The transcript has 3 exons. Lineage: Eukaryota; Fungi; Ascomycota; Eurotiomycetes; Eurotiales; Aspergillaceae. The record is from RefSeq and is a predicted model, not a curated record. Bases 1 to 924 code for a protein of 307 amino acids. Gene Ontology annotation, molecular function: FMN binding.
AUGUAUUCCGUAGCCUUCGGCCUAUUAUGCACUCAGGCUGCAGUGGGGCAGACCGGCUCUAGCUUGGGCAAAUUGUACUCCAUACAAGGGACCAAGGCUUUCUUAUCAACCACUUCUCAAAUGGCACAGCCACGAAACGCUCAAGCCCCAUGGCGGGAUACUCUAGCAUCGCAUCUCAAACAAACUCCAGGCUACGAGUUCUCAAUAGCUACGGUCACGUAUGACUCAAACGGUCAAGCCGUUCCUCGGGUCCGUACCUGUGGCUGCCGUGGCUUCUUCCCAGAGCUUGAACUUCAUCCUAGCGGACAAAAGGACAUGGAAAAUCAGGUCGCAAAUGACGGAAACCCAUUGGUGUUCGAGAGUGAUAUGUUGACAUUUACAACAGACUCUCGGAUGGAGAAAUUGCCUCAGCUUUAUUCAUCGGGCCAUGCCAUUGAAGCUAUGUUCUGGCUGAAGGAUAAAAUGGUUCAAUGGCGGAUCAAGGGAAGGGCUUUCUCUAUCGGCGAUUGCUUUGGUGUUGAGGAUAAUGAAGGCGAAAAAGCUUCUCGAGGCCAGAUUAAGGAUUACUUGAGGACCAAAGGAGGAUUUGAAGGGGAUGUUAACACAUGGAGCUGGGAAAAGGCUGUGACCAAGUAUUUUGCGAACCACUCCCCGAUCAUGCGUGGUUCCUUUCGCAGUCCCCCUCCUGGACAGCCCCGAUCUCAAUUGCCUAGUGAUGACGCUUUACGACUGGGACAAAAAGUGACCGACCUCUACGACCCAGUGGCCCGUGCUAAUUUCAGGGUUGUGAUAAUCAUUCCUGAUGAGGUUGAGCAGCUGGACUUGUCUAACCAGGAAGAUAUUAAACGGGAAAAGUGGACAUAUUUGGAAAGUGCACGAGAUCAGUAUUCUGGCCAUUGGGAACACACUGAAUUGUGGCCAUAA